Messenger RNA from Bursaphelenchus xylophilus (pine wood nematode), 4258 nucleotides. Lineage: Eukaryota; Metazoa; Nematoda; Chromadorea; Rhabditida; Aphelenchoididae. The record is from the annotation of a GenBank genome assembly.
AUGAAGCGGGUUGCGGUAAUCUUCGUGUUACUGUACCUUCCUUGCAGUCAUGUGAGUUCGAUUUGCAGCCUUGAUGUACAUGUUAUUUAUGUUAUUAUUUUUCAAAUUACUUUGAUUUUAGGCGCUAUCUCAAGUUGAGUAUUGCAAAAAGUUUUUGGACUGUGAAAAUGAUAUGAUGGACACUCACAAAAGGUGCACAGAUGGAUCAAGGAAUGCCACGGCUGAAGCCUGUGAUCUGGUUCAAGACUUUAGGUAAGUCGAUUAAGCCGCUUCUCAACAGUAUUUUAGCGAAUUGUCCAAGUUAAUGAGGGCUCGGGUCAACGAAUUUGGGGCCUGUGUUUCAGCCGAGAGUUUUAUGCAGAGUCAGCGAUCCGAAGAGAUCGAAAUUGAUGUAAGCAUUAUGUUAAACCUGAAUUUUUGAUUAAAAUUUUUUUAAAUCAGGAUUUUUAGGAGAAGCAGUGUGAAUUGGACCCUGAAGAAUUUGCGGAACCCCCCUCAAGUUGUUGGAAGUCAGUGGCGCAGAUCAAAAGGAAGUGCCAGAAAUUCCAGAGAUGUUGCCCUGCGGCUAAAGUGUAAGCCAUAGAAAAAAUUUUUUUUUAUUCGAUAAUGUUAUAUGAUGAUGGUUUUAGUUGCGUAAAAAGUGGCAAGAACAGUCAGGUAACUCGAGCCGUGAGGGAGAAACAUGUAAUUAUUAAUCACAAAACCUUGGAUUGUCGGGAGAAAAUGAGAUGGAUUCUGAGAACACGUUCUGAUCAUAAUGAGUAAGUAAAAGGCUGGAAUCCUUAUCAGAGAUUGCCACGGCUCCGGAGCCGGCUCUUGGCUCCGGCUCUGAGCGGCUCCGGCUCCGAGCCGGGAGCCAGAGCCGGAGCCGGAAAUUUUGGGGUCGGCUCCGGCUCCCGAGCCCAAAGUCGGAGCCAGGCUUCUCAGUGGUCAGCGAAGUAAAAAUUUCGUGAUCUUGUUAAACCAAAUUGCUUGAAAAACACCGCGGAGGAUGUGACUUGGCUGCAAAAACGUUGGCUGUAUGAUCUCUGGCACUAACAACUUUUAUUUUUGGAAAAAUAUUUUUAAAAAACAUUUUGCAUGGGAGCCGGGGUUCGGAGCCGGAGGCCUUUUUAAAUUUUGCACGGAGCCAAGAGCCGGAGCCGGAGCUGCAAAUUUGGCCUCGGCUCCGGCUCUGGGAGCUAAGAGCCGGAGCCGGAGCCAAAAUUUUGACCGUGGCAACCUCUGAUCCUUAUCCAUAUUGCAGUCCAAUGGUGGCCAAAGCUCGAGCAGUCCUAACUUCGCAAGGAAUCAAAUUUGUGGACAAAUUCAGAGCCAAAGAAACGGUAAGUUAUACCAUUAUUAAGUCAUCCUAUUACUAAAUAUUAUAUUCAAAAAAGUAAGUUUAGGAAUUCCCAACUGAUCUCAAAUCCAAUAUGAACCCCAGCCAACCUCUCCGACCCAUCCAAACUGAACGGAGGCCGGUUAAUGAUGAACGAAGAGGGAUUCUGAAGCAAUUAUCAACACUUUUGUUGCCAAAGGACGAUUCGGAAGUUAAAAUAAGAGCAAAUGAAAGACUCAGCAGAUUUGAACAGGCUUUGGCUAGAGUGGAAAUGAACUCUAGACUCAAGAAGAAGCCGAUUCUCCACGCUGUCAAGAGUUUCCUCCCCCAGGCAGGCAGUAAACCGAUUCAUGAAGGGAGAAGUCGGUAUUCUGAAGGAUCUUCUCCUUUGCCAAAUACUGUCCUCCCCACCUUGAGACCGAUCACCACGACCACUGAGGUAACUACCACAACUGAAACUGCCUCUACCACUACAAUCAUUUCAUCUACAACAGCAUUAGUAACAGAAAGGUCGCGGAGAAAACACAAGAAGCAUCGGAAACACAAAAAGAACUUUAGCACGGGACUUGUCACUGAUCUGGAGCCACAGAAACCACAUGUUUCGUUCGCCCUUCCUCAGAAUCUGGAUCUAAGACGAUUAAGAUUACUCUCAGCAAGACCUCAUCUAAUGAAAGAUGCAGAUAAAAGGAGGGUGUGGCCGGAGAAUAAGGUCGAGAAAUUGGAAAGAAUGGGAGAAAGCGAAGAUUCGGAUGAGAUUUUGCAUAAAACUACUGCAAAAUCAAUGGAAACAACCACUCAAAUACCAUUUGAAGUGCGUCGAAUGGAGACUACAGCAACCCUGACCCAUGGAGAACAGAAUAUUCGAAUAAUCGAGGACGCUGAGACCAAUCAAACGGCAGUCUUAACCCACCAAAUUAAGGAAGAGCCGUCCAUAAAUGGAGAUAAAAUAAGUGUUCAUGAGGAUACUGUCACAAAAAUUGAUUCUCAUCCAAUCGACGGCAUGUCUGACCAUAAACAUAAAGUAAGUGUGCUACACGAGGACACUCUCACUCGACAUGAACAUCGAAAAAAUAAUGUGGAUCAGAUGAUGAGAGAAAGGGGCGUGAAAAGGAUUCAAGAAAUGAAUGAUCAACAGGCUACUACAACAUCAGAUGGGGUCCCAGAAGAGGAUGAUGUGUUUGGGAAUGAAUCUGGAUUUACGAGAUAUCCCCUUAGGCAAAAUGGAGCAAAAAUUCAUUUGACUUCAAAGACCGUGACACUAAAACCCUUGGAGCCAGAAGAUGUGGGAUUAAGGAGAGACUUAGAGCCCCUCCAAAAUGCGAAUACAACUCCUGUGGAAUUUGAGACGGGAGUAUUCACAGUCAGGCCGAAAACUAAACCACCAUUCGAUCCGGUGAUGGAAUUUUUGAAGAGGCUUCGAAACCCAAACAGACAUACCCUUCCAGACAGGCUAAAACAAGUUAGAACCUCAAAACUAGCCACUCUGCCUAUUGCUGAGACAACAACUGUACCUAAUAUUAAUAUUAUGGACAGAACUGUCACUCCCACCAUGAGACCCAAGAUGGUGGAUGGAUUUGUGACCUUCGAAAACGAUCAAGACCUGCUUGGAGCAAGGCUUAAACCGCAGACUGUAACUCCAACAGUCAACCCGGAAGAACUGAAAGAGCCGGAAACAACAACCACGAUGACCUCAGAAGACACCACAGUUAUUCCCGAAGGAAACGCUUUGAAUGCGAUGAGAACUAUGGCCGAGAUUCCAGAGUGGCCAACCACUGUUCCGAUGGAAGCAACGACUCGGCCGACCAUUGUUAAGUCCAAUUUUGGAAAGAAUCGAGACAUUCUCAGAAGACAGAAGAUCGUUCGUUUGGAUCAUAAACCCAUGCUGACAAAUGUCGCCAAGCCAUUUACGAAUAGAAACGAAAAAAUUGAAGAGGAUGUUGGCUAUAGGAAUAAGGUUUACAGCGCUCAAAAGUUACUGUUAAGUCAGCCAGAACAACAGAUGACGGAAGAAGAAGCGCUGCUCAGGCUUCAGAGGACUAAAAUGCCAGAUAUCCGCAGAGCUCCCGCUCAAAAUGGAACACCUGUAAAGCCAGCAGCAGCCGAGGAAUUGUAAGAUUAUUUUUGAUGACGAUGAGAUUCUGAUAAUUCCAUUAAAAAGGGUCGUAUUUUAGGCCAGGUGAUUUCAAUCAAGCACAGAAAGAUUUGAUCCGAAAUCUUGAGGAAUUCGUGAAUCGGAAAGUGUACGAAGAAGCGGUCAAGGAUCGGGUUCAACACUCGGAAUCCGAGCUUUUGCAAUCUCUUCGGAGGUCCCGGAGUGAAUUCGAAAUAAUCGGAAAGAGAACCGGAUAUUGCGAAUUAUAUUCAACUUGCUCUGAUCUUCUCAAAUCAGCGGAGAGAGAGUGUCGCGGAGAUGAACUUAGAUUCCCUCCGGAACUGGCUAGACGUAAAUUUGGAAGUUGUAAUGCAAAAUUGUGGACUCAAUAUCAGGUAAAGCAAUCAAUAUUAUACCAGACGAGCUGUUUUAGGACACGGAUAAGCUGAGAUUACAAUUGGUUUCGAUCUUCGAGAGCUGUUUGGUCGAAGAUAUUGCGACCGGAAGGGCGGGAAGUCCGGUAAGAGCAAUAAUAUUAAGUUAUGACUUAUUAAUAUUUUUAGUUUGGCUGCUCAGCAGAUUGGCCAACCCUCCCGGAAUUCCCUGCAGAGUCAACUUGUACACAAAGAACUGCCCAGAUCAGAGAUCAUUGUGUUCGGUUGGGUAAAUGUUGUGAUUCCUUGAAGCGAUGUCGGCAAGUGACUGACCAGAAUCCCCUUUCCCAACAACUUUUCGAUGCCCAACAAGAUCUGGCCCACCGGGCGGCCAAAUGCCAAAGUCGGGGAGGUGGAUUCAGGGCACUAAAACCGAUCGAAAUGCCGACGAAAAAGGUGCUAUUACUGUGA